AACUGAGAGCCCAAAUAGGGUGCCAAGCAGAGCAACACCUUUCUCUCAGAGUGACACUGGCCCUCAAACAGGAGAGAGGUUCAGAGAAACCACUGAGGUCUGAAUUACAGACAAGACUCAUAACUGCAGAGAUCCUGAAGACCUGCACACAGAGGUAGCACAGCCCUUCAGAAGCUACAGAAGAUACUUAAAUGUUUCCCAGAAGACAAAAUAAGAUAAAUAUACCCUGAUCUUCAUAUUCAAAAAGUUUUCACCCCCAGCUUUUAAUGCAUUGUGUUUCCUUCUGGAGCAUCAGUAUGGAGAGCUUUGACUCAACUACACUUUUCGGUUUCACUAAUGAUUAUGAUCUCAAUUACACCGAUAUUGAUUCAGUAACCGAUCCCAACGUUACUGAUGUUGCGGAGCUGUGCGUAGCCAGCAAAGAGCAGGAGCGAACCAUUACUGCUGUCCAGACCACAGUCUUCCUCGUCGUCUUCUUCUUAGGCGUAAUUGGAAACGGGCUGGUCAUUGCCACCUUCGCUCUGUACCGUCGUCUACGUCUACGCUGCAUGACCGACGUCUUCCUGUUCUACCUGGCUCUGUCCGACAUGCUGCUUCUGCUGACUCUUCCAUUACAGACGGGAGAGAUGCUAAUUGGCAGUUGGAUAUUCGGAGAGGCGCUGUGCAAGCUAAACAGCAGUAUGUACGCCAUCAACACCUACGGCGGCCUGCUGUUGUUGGCGUGCAUUAGUGUCGAUCGCUAUUUAGUGGUGGUUCGCACCAGGGCCGUUCGGAAGAAGAAUUCUGGGACGCUGUUUUACAGCACACUGUCUGCGUUUGGUGUCGCACUAACUUCUAUUAUCCUGAGCCUGCCAGACCUGCGAUUCAGCUCCUUGGAGAAAGACAUGGGUUCAGAAGAUCUCUUGUGUGUUAUGAAAGUUUGGGGCGAUGAAGUGAGCAAAUGGAAGCUGUGGGCCCAGAUGGCAAAGAUUGCUGGAUUCUGCAUCCCUUGUGUGGCGAUGGUGGUGUGUUACAGCGCGAUCGGACGCGUCUUGAUCCGUGCCGGUGGCAACUGUUGGCGAAGGCAGAGGACCUUACGUCUGAUGGCACUUCUGGUGAUCCUUUUCCUCCUGUUCCAGCUUCCUUACACUGUGGUGCUUCUGAUUAAAAUAUUCACACCCACUCCACAACACUGCGAAGACUGGACCAAGUUCCAGCUUCUGGAAAACAUAACACGCAAUCUGGCCUAUGUGAGGUGCUGCCUAAACCCUUUGCUCUACGCACUCGUUGGCGUCAGAUUCCGAAAUGACAUUAUCAGGCUGUUGACCGACACCGGAUGCGUGUGCACAUGGGUGUCCCACAUAACACCACAGCAUGAGAACGGAAGCUCUGUUACACCAUCGUCUCCGGCUGCAACCAUACUUACACCCCUCCCAUCUACUUACCUGUCUGGCAAAAAAACAUCUGCCCUGGACACACCUACUGCAAACACAGCUGAAACAUUCAUUUUUCCAACACCUAAAUCCAGUAAAAAGACUUCAGUUAUAAGCUGGUGUCAUCAUUAA
This is a messenger RNA of Labeo rohita (rohu), 1544 nucleotides long. Its product is annotated as C-C chemokine receptor type 7-like. Gene Ontology annotation, molecular function: G protein-coupled receptor activity. Gene Ontology annotation, cellular component: membrane. Gene Ontology annotation, biological process: G protein-coupled receptor signaling pathway; immune response. The coding region runs from base 267 to 1544 and encodes 425 amino acids. The record is from RefSeq and is a predicted model, not a curated record. Lineage: Eukaryota; Metazoa; Chordata; Actinopteri; Cypriniformes; Cyprinidae. The transcript is spliced from 3 exons.